This is a messenger RNA of Trichoderma virens Gv29-8, 2433 nucleotides long. Its product is annotated as calcineurin A CNA1. Bases 280 to 1974 code for a protein of 564 amino acids. The transcript has 4 exons. Lineage: Eukaryota; Fungi; Ascomycota; Sordariomycetes; Hypocreales; Hypocreaceae. Gene Ontology annotation, cellular component: cytoplasm; calcineurin complex. The record is from RefSeq and is a predicted model, not a curated record. Gene Ontology annotation, biological process: calcineurin-mediated signaling; fungal-type cell wall organization. Gene Ontology annotation, molecular function: calmodulin-dependent protein phosphatase activity; calmodulin binding.
CGUGACCUCGCCAACAUCUGUCGUCCAUCUUGCUGCCACGAGCCUUGCCUCGCCCCUAGCUUUUGAACCAGCAGCUGCAGGCCUGUUGCUUGUCCCCCUCACCGCUACCCGCCACGCUCCCGCCGCUCCAGGGCCUCUGCGACCUCUUGGACCCUCGCCGGGCAGAGCCUCAAAGCCUCUUCCUCCUUCAAGCCCUCCCAAGGACAGCAUAUCCUGUGUCUUCUGGAGCCUCUAGUUUCUUCUUCCUCUCAGCUCUUCAACACACUCUAGUCGCCCGCCAUGGACACCGAUGGCGACCACGCCGAUCAGGCGCCUCGACGGACCGCCCAGGUCGACAAUGCCAUUCGCGCAAUUCAGGAGAAGAAGCCGCUCCCCGAGAUCGACUUCACCAUUCACAUGAUGGAGGAUGGCACUCAGGUGAGCACGCUCGAGCGAGUGUGCAAAGAUGUCCAGGCGCCGGCCAUGUUCAAGCCUACGGAUGAACAGUUUUUCGAAGACGACACCAAGGAAAAGCCCGACAUCAACUUCCUCAAGCAGCACUUCUACCGCGAAGGCCGACUCACCGAGGAGCAGGCGCUGUGGAUCAUCAAAAAGGGCACCGAGCUGCUGCGUGCCGAGCCCAAUCUUCUCGAGAUGGACGCGCCCAUCACCGUCUGUGGUGAUGUCCACGGCCAGUACUACGACCUGAUGAAGCUGUUUGAGGUCGGAGGCGAUCCUGCCGAGACGCGAUACCUCUUCCUCGGCGACUACGUUGACCGUGGAUACUUUAGCAUUGAAUGUGUUCUCUAUCUGUGGUCCCUCAAGAUCCACUACCCCAAGACAUUGUGGCUUCUGCGAGGCAACCACGAGUGCCGCCAUCUGACCGACUACUUCACCUUUAAGCUGGAGUGUAAGCACAAGUACUCAGAGGCCGUGUACGAAGCCUGCAUGGAAUCAUUCUGCUGCCUUCCCCUGGCCGCUGUUAUGAACAAGCAGUUCCUGUGCAUCCACGGUGGUUUGAGUCCCGAGCUGCACACGCUCGACGACCUGAGAAGCAUUGAUCGAUUCAGAGAGCCCCCGACUCAGGGUCUCAUGUGCGACAUUCUAUGGGCCGACCCGCUCGAGGAUUUUGGACAGGAAAAGUCCAGCGAUUUCUUUUUGCAUAACCACGUGCGAGGAUGCUCGUACUUCUUCUCAUAUCACGCGGCAUGUGCAUUCCUGGAGAAGAACAACCUGCUCUCUGUCAUCCGUGCCCACGAAGCCCAGGAUGCCGGUUACCGAAUGUACCGCAAAACGCGUACGACCGGCUUCCCCAGUGUUAUGACCAUCUUCUCGGCACCAAACUACCUCGAUGUUUACAAUAACAAGGCCGCCGUCCUCAAGUACGAAAACAAUGUUAUGAAUAUUCGCCAGUUCAACUGCACGCCCCACCCAUAUUGGCUGCCCAACUUCAUGGACGUCUUCACCUGGUCGCUGCCAUUUGUGGGCGAAAAGAUCACCGAUAUGCUCAUUGCCAUUCUGAGCACGUGCUCGGAGGAGGAGCUCAAGGAAGAGACGCCAUCCUCACAAUCCCCCGGCCCCAGCUCGCCAUCUCUUGCUGGUAGCCUGGAGGAUCCCAACUCAAUCGAGUUCAAGCGCAGGGCGAUCAAGAACAAGAUUCUGGCCAUUGGCCGCAUGUCGCGUGUCUUCCAGGUUCUACGUGAAGAGUCUGAGCGCGUGACGGAGCUGAAGACUGUUUCGGGCGGAAGGCUGCCUGCCGGUACUCUGAUGCUCGGCGCCGAAGGUAUCAAGAAUGCGAUUAGCUCAUUCGAGGAUGCCAAGAAGGUCGACUUGCAGAACGAGCAUCUGCCCCCAACUCACGAGGAGGUUGUCAAGCAUCAGGAGGAGGAACGAGCGAUUGCCCUGCAAAAGGCGGCGGAAGAGGCGGACAAUGAUAAGAAACUGCACCAGCUGUCCCGGAGACUCAGCACGGAUCGCAAGAACCGAUCAUCAUGAAAGCAUUGGGGAUUUCAGCAAACUUGUGCAGCGACAAUAGGCUUUAGAAAAUUUUGGGAUACGGACUGGCAAUGCGAGCUCCAAUGUCAAGGAGCCGAUGACUUGAUGCUUCAUGUUACCCAUAUUUAUCAACCUCGUCUUUUUCCUUUUUUUGAAGUUUAUAUAUGAUUCACUAGGCUUUGGCUAGAGCAAAAAAAGAGUCAAGGGCUGGGUUUGGCGGCGGGAGGUUUAGUCGUAGGAUCGGGGAGGGCAGUGAAAGCGAUGGUCAUGAACAUUUUCAGUUACGCAUCUCUUUGGUAUAACUUCGCUUCGUUGUGCUUGUUGUCGCAUGGCAAAGACGUACGGAUCGAUGCAGGCUGCUAUGCUGUUGCGCGGAGAUGUCGAUAAUCCCAUGCCAUGCUCCAGCCAUACGCAUCUGCCUAUCUAAGCACCUAGGUAUAAUAAUUUAGUAGCAUUUCC